CGAUGAGCUGCAUCUCUCUUGUUGAACCUUCCCAAUUUCUUUAUAACCCUGUCGAAGUCACUUGGAAUAUGCACAUUGUCUUUUCCAUCUCUUGUUGUGUCUGCUAGUGGCUUUGGAUUAGUGCCUUCUUCUACAAUGCCACUUUCAUCGUUUCUCCGCAUUACUCCCCGCCUGGGGCCGACCGCAGUUUGGAGGUCAAGACGAACUGCUUCCACCGUUUCUUCCAGUGUCCCAAAAUAUCAAAACUCAUUAGAUUCGAUCCUCAUUGCAAAUAGAGGAGAAAUAGCUCUGCGUGUUGGACGAACCGCUGCUCAACAUGGCAUCAGAGUAACUACGCUCUACACCGACCCAGAUAGUCAAUCCCAACACGCACUCAGUUCGCCAUUUGCAUACAAUCUGGGCUCGGUUUCCGCUUACCUCGACGGAGACCGCAUCAUUGAGAUUGCAAAGAAAGAGGGUUGUCAAGGAAUACACCCGGGUUAUGGCUUCCUCAGCGAGAAUUCGGCGUUUGCACAAAAGUGCACAGAAGCCGGACUGGUCUUCAUCGGCCCUCCGUGGAAAGCUAUAGAGGAUAUGGGGGAUAAAAGCCGGUCGAAAGAGAUCAUGACAGCUGCAGGAGUACCCUGCGUUCCUGGAUAUCACGGUCACAACCAAGAUGUCGACUUUCUCGAAGCUGAGGCCGACAAAAUCAAAUACCCGGUGCUCAUCAAAGCCAUCAAAGGUGGAGGUGGCAAGGGGAUGCGGAUAGCCAGCUCUAAAUCUGAAUUCCAAGCCCAACUGCAGUCUGCAAAAUCAGAAGCCAUGAACUCGUUCGGCGAUGACCAGGUAUUGGUAGAGAAGUUUGUCACAACGCCACGACACAUCGAGGUACAGGUUUUUGCAGACAAGCACGGUAACUGUGUUGCUCUUGGAGAGCGGGAUUGUAGCAUACAGCGACGGCAUCAGAAGAUCUUGGAGGAGUCUCCAGCCCCUCACCUGCCAGAUGCGACAAGGAAAGACAUCUGGGCAAAAGCAAGAGAGGCUGCCUUGGCUGUGGGCUACGAAGGCGCUGGUACUGUGGAGUUUAUAUUCGACAAUGAUACGGGCGAGUUCUUUUUCAUGGAAAUGAACACUCGCCUUCAAGUUGAACACCCCGUGACAGAGAUGGUCACCGGUCAAGAUCUGGUCUACUGGCAGCUCAAAGUGGCCGAGGGCGCCGUGCUGCCACUGACGCAAGAGGAAGUGGAAGCCCAGAUGGCUAGCCGUGGACAUGCCAUUGAGGCUAGAAUCUAUGCAGAGAACCCUGACCAAGGGUUUAUUCCAGACUCUGGUCGCUUGCUUCAUGUCCGCACCCCUGAACCAACGGAGGACACCAGAAUAGAUGCAGGCUUCGUCGCAGGCGAUGAAGUCUCGGCCCAUUAUGACCCGAUGAUCGCCAAAUUGAUUGUGAGAGGAGACACCCGGCAAGAGGCGAUACGCAAACUUGCAGCAGCAUUAGAAGAAUACGAAAUUGCGGGGCCAAUAACAAAUAUUGAGUUCUUAAAGACCAUUUGCAAGAGCUCUGACUUCAUUGCUGGCGAAGUUGAAACGGGUUAUAUUGAAAAGCACCGCGAGGAGCUUUUCAACAAGGGGGUUAUUGAAGACGAAGUGCUCGCCCAAGUGGCGUUAGCUUGUCUGCAUGGCGACUCCGACCCAGCAUCCCGAAAGCAAGCCGAUUUCGAAGGGUCGGCUGUUGGCUUCCUCCCAAGCUACCAAACACGGCAGUUAACGUUCGCGAAUCUUUCGGCCCCAGAGUCCAAAGACAGCACCAAGUUCCAUGUUCACGUCCAACAAGUAGGCGACAAUGUGUUCAAUGUUGAAGUAGGUGGACGAAAGUUUGAGAGGGUCUUGAGUCACCGCAACCCGGCUUCCCAAGUUAUCACCUCGUUUUUCCCUCACACACGCCUCGAUACUACUGUGAUCCGAGAUGAGGACACUAUCAUCGCUUUCCAGCGCGGGACUCAAUAUCGGUUGACAGUCCCGAGGGCAGGGUGGAUGGACAAAGCAUUGGGCAUGAAAGACAUCACCAACAGCGUUCUGGCCCCAAUGCCGUGCAAAAUUCUGCGUGUGGAAGUUCAAGCGGGUGACACUGUGGAAAAGGACCAGCCGCUAGUCGUGAUUGAGAGUAUGAAGAUGGAGACGGUUAUCCGCAGCCCGCAACGGGGGACGAUUUCCAGAGUGGUACAUAAAACAGGAGACCAAUGCAAGAGCGGAACACCGCUUGUCGAAUUUGCGGGAGAGAGCGGUGAGAACUGAGGACCUAUAGGGGUGGAAAUAGGGGGCGGGAUGCGCGGAGGUUUCUAACCUGCAUAGUAAAUCCUGAAAAUAUGGGGGAAAGGGGAUCUUCCAGGGACGCAUCGGAGAGAGUUGCAGAAUGGAAUUCCCUUGAUAGCGAGGCGAAUAUAAAAGUAAUCAUGGAGCAUAUAUCGAAGUCAUGCAAGGGCUGGAAACUCAUUUACAUACCGAUUGGCUUUUAUUUUUCUGCAGUUAUUUAAAUGCUACCGAGAAGAUGGCAGUGCCCUGGGAAAGGCGCAUUACUCUGUAUUGUACUUACAUAAUUAUGCUGUAUGGACUAUCGCGGAGUACAAACAGUCGUAGAUCUAGGUGCUUGAUCUGACAGCAAGGCC
Aspergillus wentii DTO 134E9 is the source of this 2645-nucleotide messenger RNA. RefSeq lists its product as uncharacterized. The record is from RefSeq and is a predicted model, not a curated record. Gene Ontology annotation, cellular component: mitochondrion. Gene Ontology annotation, molecular function: ATP binding; metal ion binding; methylcrotonoyl-CoA carboxylase activity. NCBI's taxonomy places the organism in Eukaryota, Fungi, Ascomycota, Eurotiomycetes, Eurotiales, Aspergillaceae. Bases 136 to 2274 code for a protein of 712 amino acids. The transcript has 5 exons.